This is a messenger RNA of Fopius arisanus, 2392 nucleotides long. Its product is annotated as carboxypeptidase B. The record is from RefSeq and is a predicted model, not a curated record. Gene Ontology annotation, molecular function: metallocarboxypeptidase activity; zinc ion binding. Gene Ontology annotation, biological process: proteolysis. NCBI's taxonomy places the organism in Eukaryota, Metazoa, Arthropoda, Insecta, Hymenoptera, Braconidae. The transcript is spliced from 7 exons. Bases 408 to 2138 code for a protein of 576 amino acids.
GACCUGCAAACCCCUCAUCCCCCGAGAGAUCCCAGAGCACCCCGAAAUUGAAACCGAUAUUCACUUUGUUCCAUUUCCUCUCCUAUUAAACUCCCGUUACACCAAACUGGUUUAUCCCCAACAAGUACCGAAAAUCCAGGAAGUUGAUUGCCACAGACAAUUCACCUGUGACAAAUGACUUCCAAGUAAAUGGCUGGUACCAAGUGAAAGACUUGCACCAAACAAUUAGUCGUCUAUGGCCCAUGACAGUGACAAUCCAGAAGUCAUUGGCACCGAGUUCCCGUCAUCAGCUCAGAGAUCAGAGAGCGACUGGUUCUGGGGGAAGGGGAUUACACCUGUGAAGGUCAGCCUCAGUAACAGCGAAGCCAUCGUCACGCUCGCAUCCAGGUUUUCUCGCAAUCAAGGCCAUGGCUAUUAAAAUAUCGCGUAAUCGAGCCGCUAAAUCGAUCGGUACUUUAGUUUCGGUUAUUUCGAUUGUUCUGUGUGCAAGCCCAAGUUGUUGCAGUCCACUAUCGCAAGUUGAUGUGCAUUCGACUGAUAACGGAGAGCCAGGCCUCUGGAUGCAGGAGACCAGGGAUUCUUCCAUAAUCAAUGGAUUACCUCAGAAUAAAUUAGUGCAAAUUACUGAGGAAGGCUACCCUCGACGAAUCACUCAAUCCUCUUUUCGGAGGAAGCAACUCCAUUGGCUUCCGAUUUGGUCCAGCGCCCGGGGGUUUUCCCUCUCUAACAUCCUGGAGACGGUCCUCGAUGUCGUCUCCGACAGUUUCAGUUCGCUCGUCAGCAAUGUGAUCGGGCCAGAAUCAAAAAACGGAAAAACAAUGAUCAGCAGAGUGAGUUAUAAAGGGCAUCAGUUGCUCCGGAUUCAUCCGGUAAGUCAACAACAGGUCGAGGAGUUGCGGGAGAUGCGAGACUCCGAGGCUGAGGAGAUCAAGUUCUGGACACAACCAGCUGGCAACAAGUCAACGGAUAUCGUCGUGUCACCCGAUAUUAUUGACGACGUCAGAGACUACCUGAGGGACAAGAAUAUCGAUUUCAAGGUUCUCAUUCCCGAUAUCCAGAAGACCAUCGCUUAUCAGAACCCUAAGAUGUCGAAGGAGCAGAGGGACGAUCUCGUCAACGUCCAGGGACACUCCAUGACGUGGAAACGAUAUCAUCGAUUUGCUGAAAUUAUGAAAUACCUGGAAUACCUCGCGUUCACCUACCCAACAUUAGUAGAACUUGAAACAAUUGGGCACAGCUUCGAAGGUCAGCCCCUGAAAGUCGUAAAAGUUUCAACAGGACGAGGUAAAUCCGGUGCAAAACCAGCUGUUUGGAUCGACGCAGGAAUGCACGCGAGGGAGUGGAUAGGACCAGCUGUUGCGACCUACAUCCUGAGUCAGUUGGUGGAGAAAAAUUCGACGUACGCUAAACUCCUUGACACGACAGAUUGGAUGAUCCUGCCCUUGGCCAAUCCUGAUGGCUACGAGUACAGCCACACCGGGGACAGACUCUGGAGAAAAACCCGGAGUACUCACCAGGAGGAUAACCAGUCGAGUCGGUAUACGCCAGCCGGUCUAUUUCACCUCGUGACACACUACACCCAGUGGCUGUGGGGCAAGUGCGAGGGUGUGGAUCCAAAUCGAAAUUUCGAUUAUCACUGGGGCGAGGACAGAAACUACAGGAGAGGUGGUGCAAGCAACGAUCCUUGUCAUGAGACCUACGAGGGUCCUCGAGCCUUCUCCGAGCCCGAGACCAAGGCCAUGGCUGAUUACAUCAUGGCUAAUCGACACAAUAUAAAGCUGUACUUGACUCUUCACUCUUACAACCAGAUGUGGCUGGUUCCGUGGGGUCACACUCACGCGAAACCUGCAGAUUACGCUGAGCUUGCAAAAAUCGCCCGAAAAGCUGCCAAAGCCAUCGCCAAGGUGCAUGGCACUGCGUACAAAGUGGGUUCGUCAGCAGAUCUCCUCUACCCCACGACAGGUGCAUCGGACGAUUGGGCAAAAGGGGUUGCGGGGAUAAAGUACUCGUAUACCUUGGAGCUCAGGGAUCGGGGAACUUAUGGAUUUUUAUUGCCAGCAACUCAGAUUAUUCCAACAGCUAGGGAGACCUGGGCUGGGGUCAGAGCCAUCGCUCGUUUGGUCUCUAAUGACACUUGAAUCUGUUAUUUAUUCUUGAGUAACUCUAGGUCAAUUAAUUAAAUCGUGGAUCGGUCCACAUGAAGAUACCUCAUCUCCACCAGGUGCUUGAUUCGUGAGGAAUCGAAUUCUCCAAUGAUUAUUUUUAAUUACAAUCAUUGUGUCAAGAGAUUGUGAAAUCACUUGUAUUUAUUCUAGAUUAUUUAAUUAUUUAAUCAUUUAUGUUUUGUGGAAUCACUAUAAUCAUAAAUCGAAGUUGUACAUAAUCAAUAAAU